GUAAAUAGUUGACAAACAAAAAUCAAAAUGAAAAUUUGGGAAAAAAGUUUUGUAAUACAAUCGAAGACAAAACGUCAAAAACUCGCUCAAAAAGUGAAAAAUAUUGAAUAUUUAACGAUUCGAUUACACGAAAGAAGCUACGAAGUGACUUUGGUUAGCCAUCGCAAAUGUCAGAACAGAAGCAAGAUGCUGAGAAGAAGAUACCCACACCACUAAAAUACGCAUUUGGUGGGACGGCAGCAGUGACUGCGGCUUGCGUGAUGCAUCCUUUAGAUUUGGUAAAAACACGCAUGCAAGUUGCUUCCGGAGGUGGCGCCAAAUCAGCCAGUCCAAUUGAACUGCUGAAAGCGGCGGUUAAAAACGAUGGCAUCGCUGGCCUGUACAAGGGACUCAGCGCUUCGGUAUUACGACAGUCAGUGUACUCCACCACACGUAUCGGCGUCUACACAAGUCUAACGGAAUAUUAUCACGAGUUGUAUAAAACAGCGCCAACAGUGAAUGCCACCGUAUUGAUGGCAGCCUUCGCGGGCGCAGUUGGUGCCUAUGUCGGCACACCGGCUGAUGUGGGCUUAGUGCGUAUGUUGACCGAUGCCCGUCUGCCGCCAGCAGAUCGGCGUAACUAUACGAGUGUUUUUAAUGCGCUCUCACGCAUUACCAAAGAGGAGGGUGUUCUGGCGCUUUGGCGUGGCGCUGUGCCGACUGUGGGCCGUGCAAUUGUCGUGAGCAUUGCGCAACUGGCGUCUUACACGCAAUUCAGGCAUUUGGCGAAGUCGCAGCUCGGCAUGGGUGACGGUUUUAAUUUGCAUUUGGUGGCGAGUAUUGGUUCGGGUCUGUUGACGGCGACCGCAUCAUUGCCGGUGGAUAUUGCCAAGACGCGCAUACAGAAUAUGAAAAUGAUCGAGGGCAAGCCGGAGUACAGGGGUAUAUUGGAUGUGCUGGUAAAGAUUAGUAGGAAAGAAGGCUUUCUGGCGCUGUGGCGUGGUUAUACGCCUUAUGUUUUACGUGUUGUGCCCACAACUAUUUUAAUUUUCAUUAUUUUGGAGCAACUCAAUACGGCAUACUUUAAAUAUGUCUUGGGUGAGGAGUAUAAAUCGAAAAUUUAAUGACGAGACUUAUUCUAUUGUUGUUGUUAUUUAUGUGUGUGCUGAUGUAUGUAAGUGAAUUUGUGACUGUGCUAAGUGUGUAAAUAGAAAAUGUUGACUUUCCGAAUGUCUUUCUUUUCUGACCUAUUUUUGCUAUAUCUCUUAUAUUCUUACUGUAUAAAAAAUGUAGGCUUGCUUAGGAAAUGAGAAGAAAUGUAUGGCCUUUUUGUGUAUUCUGUUAAACUUUAUCUUUCCCUUGAUUAUUACUUUUAACCUUUUAUAUUACUUUUAAUUUUUAACUGUUAAUUUUAAUUUUAUUUUAAACUUGAAUUUUGAUUUUAA
Messenger RNA from Bactrocera dorsalis (oriental fruit fly), 1424 nucleotides. Its product is annotated as mitochondrial 2-oxoglutarate/malate carrier protein-like. NCBI's taxonomy places the organism in Eukaryota, Metazoa, Arthropoda, Insecta, Diptera, Tephritidae. Gene Ontology annotation, biological process: phosphate ion transmembrane transport; succinate transmembrane transport; oxaloacetate transport. The transcript has a single exon. Gene Ontology annotation, molecular function: succinate transmembrane transporter activity; oxaloacetate transmembrane transporter activity; thiosulfate transmembrane transporter activity. The record is from RefSeq and is a predicted model, not a curated record. Bases 168 to 1103 code for a protein of 311 amino acids. Gene Ontology annotation, cellular component: mitochondrial membrane.